GACCGAUUCCGGGAACUGAGAAAGCGCAAACUUCUUCGGCAAACAAGCAGCAAUCGAGAUAUUCUAUACUGAGACUGUAUCUUUUGAUUAUUUUUAUCAUGCUCCGGACUGCGGGAUAUUUUCAAGUAUCCUUGGUGGUUUUAAGGUUUCUCCUUAACUUUUUAAACUUCGCUACGGCUGCCGUGUGUCUUUAUCAUUCAACGCCAACAGAAAACUGUAAAGUUAGAAAUCAAACGAAAAUCAUACUCGGUCAACAAGAAAUCAGCAACACUGUAAACACGGUGGGGGCGCUGCUGGAAGAUGGAAACUCGCUUUUGCUUCUCUUGAUGAUAGUAUUUUGGAAAACAUUCAAAGUGAGGAGAUAUUUCGGCGCAGUGAUUCGUGUUGGACACUUCUGGGUUUGGUGCUUGUUUUGCAUUACCAACACUCUUUCGAUUCUAUACGUGGAUGUCGUUCACGGAAAAGACCGCAUGGGAAAUGUGAAUGUCACGGCAAUAGCACUGAUCAUCGAGAUGCUUCUUCUAACGUUCCUGGCGAGUGCAAUCAACUUCAUUUCCCACAAAACGUACGUGGCAUGGAUCGAAUCUCGAUUCUGGGGGCAGACAAAUACGCAACGUGUAUUAAAGCCACUCUUCCGACUCGUCCUCAGUGCGUACUUCUUCAGAAAUCUUGGUUUGUUUUUGUACGACACGGCCCUCGUGUCAAUGAGCAUCUCGCUGCUGAGGGGCGGGAGAGUAGAAGGAGCGCAUGACUGGGACAGCCUGCUUCUGUUGCUUGAUGCAGCGUUCCGUGCCAGUUUCACAAAGUUCUUUUUUCAAAAGAUGUUUAAGGAACAAAAACUUCCAAAGGUAAGAUGAAAAUGAUAAUAGGAAAGGUAAAUAUGCUUUCACGCACGCGCACUGAUAAUGAGCAAUAUAAGUAGACAUUUUAUGAGAAGGUAGCAAUAGUACAUAAAGCUGAAAAUCUAAUUCCCUGUAUAAAGGGAGUAUUCAUUCUUUAUCACUUGAGUGGGGAUCAGAGGAUUUUGGAGUAUCGAGUGGUUUUCAGGGCGAACGGAGGAGAUCAGUCGUUGCCAACAGAAUAAAAAGGGGAAGCUAAAAAAAGUUGACUGCCAAUCAACUGUCUAUGAGAGGCAAUUGUAUGAAUAUCACAUAGGCUUAUUAUGGUUUUAGAUAAAUAUUAUCAUGCCUCAACAAAGGUCUUCCCACCCCCUUCCCCCUCCCCCUCCCCCCCCCCCUCCCCCUCCCCUCCCCUCCCCCCCCUCCCCCACCAGCCCACCCAAGGUGAUGAAUAAUGCCUUACUCAGGGCUUGGGCUGUGAGUGGGGGGGGGGGGAAGAGGCCAAAUACAAACGUAUAAGCUUCAACUAACAAGGAAGGAGGAUGGGAGCAUGUGCGGGGGGGGGCUAAUGCCUCCCCAGCCCCUUCUUCUGCGCGGUUCCUAAUACUUCACGCAAGGUAGUCCUUCCUCGAUUAUUUUAUGUCACUUUUUAAUUCUGAACCAUUCACCUAGGAACAGCUUUACCUUUGAUGCUAAUUUUGCUCUCGUACAUUUAUCCCAUGCGGCUUCCAACAGGCAAAGAUUAUGUUUUACAUGACGUUUAUCUAUCUACUGCUGGGAAAUAAAGCCGUUAAAGAAAACAUAAAGUUCACGAAAAUGCGAACCAAAUACAAGUCAUUUGGGAAUGCAUGCUUCAACUAUAGCCGUACCUUCCCCCCCUCCCCCCCAAGGUGAAACGAAAGAGGGGAGGGUACGGCUAUUCGUAAGCUUCAAUUUCCUCCCCGGCGCCAUUUGGAAUGCAUUUAGUCUUACAUUAGCAGCAUUUAAUAUCAAACGAUAGCGACAAUAAAUAAUCAAUGCCUUUAUUCGCCUUACACUUUUCUUAGGCUAAAUGUUGAUACUGACCAAUUAAAAGUAACACAGCAAGUUGAAAGCCUCACAGUACAUUUCGAUCUUUAAAUAUUGGCAGGUGUGCGAGGAUGAAACAGAUCCCGCGUUGCUACGAGACCAGCUUGGUGGCUACCGAGUGAUCAAUGCUGCGGUUGAAUUCAACGCAACAUAAAUUUUCGGCUCAGGGCUGAGAAGUAUCGUCGAGGGUCUCAAUGGGGUUAACCGAUAUACGUAAAACGGCCAAAAAACUUAGCCUUUAGGCGGAAAAAGAAGUUAAUGGAAAAAAAUUCUUGUCAAGUGACAACAAUAU
This is a messenger RNA of Pocillopora meandrina, 2199 nucleotides long. The record is from the annotation of a GenBank genome assembly. NCBI's taxonomy places the organism in Eukaryota, Metazoa, Cnidaria, Anthozoa, Scleractinia, Pocilloporidae.